Messenger RNA from Dermacentor andersoni, 6265 nucleotides. RefSeq names its product organic cation transporter protein-like. Lineage: Eukaryota; Metazoa; Arthropoda; Arachnida; Ixodida; Ixodidae. Gene Ontology annotation, biological process: transmembrane transport. Gene Ontology annotation, molecular function: transmembrane transporter activity. The record is from RefSeq and is a predicted model, not a curated record. Gene Ontology annotation, cellular component: membrane.
UUGACCAAUGAGUGGCCAGGUGAUGAGAAGGCCGAUGCACAAGAAAUUUCUGUUAAAGUCCUAGAUCGAAACAAAGAGACGUGAUAAAGGACACGGGACAAGCUGAUUUCUUCAUACCUGUGCGGUCAUUUGUAAUCGGAAAAGCCAACCCUGGAUGGUGAGACAGUGACUUCAGAGAAAGCCCUUUUCUUUUCCUUUUGGAUCGCACCGUGUUCUCAAGGUGCUGUUUUGUUUGAGAUGGGCACCUGACUGGUCGGUUGUGUUCCUACGUUCUCAACUUCCGACAGUAUUUGACGUGACGAGGGAAAGAGAACCGGCUAGUGAACCACUUUACGGCAAUUUCUGGUGAGGAACGUUUGCGACAUUAUUCUGCUUGGCUUCGCGCUGUCAGGCGCAGGAGAACAAAAAUAUGAUCGAGCCCGAGUGGGAGUCGGGAACAUAACAAAAGUGCUCGUACUCUCAUAUGCAGAGAACAGGACAACGAAAAACCGGAGGCAGAAGAGCUGUGUGGUUUGUGAGAUCCUUAGAAUAGACACAGAUGGGCCUUAAGCUGUAGCUCACACUUGCAUUUUGCUGUGACCAAAAAAAAAAAUAAACAGGGGCACGUCGUCCACAUCCGUUUGAGAAGCUCACGUGAAAAGGAGAUUUUUUUUUCGUUUGUUUCUAUAUCGUUUUCGAAAGAAACGAUCACGGAUCACUCGUCUUUGAGUGUUUAUGAAAACAACAGUUAGAAGAUUGGUACAGUAUUGUAACUUCGAGCACGCGCUUCCGUUAUUAUUUUCUUUUCUUCUUCAAACGAAUGGAAACAUUGACACGAGAAAUCUGCGGAGGAAGAAACAGCGCCUAGACGUCUUUUCGGAGCAACUCGUGCCGAUAACGCGCUUGAGUGAUUGCGCAGGGCAAGUGUGCGCCCCGCACCUUGUCUACACGUGCUGAACUCGGCGGCGACUCGUUUCCUGCAAGCAGCUUCCCUGGCGGCGCGAGCUCCUGUUGUGCCUUGUUGUGCCUUUGAGGAACCAAGCACCGUACCUUAGAGCAAACGCAGGGAACUCAUAGGUGAACGUUCCACUGCCUGCUGUUCAAGGCAGUGGUGGAAAUGCAAGCGUCAGUUUGAUUAUAUACAGGGUCGAGAGGUCGGCGAGACGGCGGUGCUCCAAGAUGUCCGAGAUUGACGUCACGAAUGUCAUCGGAGACUACGGCAAGUUCCAGAGGAACGUCUACCUGUUCUGUCUUCUCAGAGGAAUUCCCAACGGCCUGCAUUUGGUCAUCUACAGCUUCUUCCUGCCAGCGGUCGAAUAUUGGUGCGCGAGGCCGGACAGCCUGGCCGCGAACGUGACGUCCGAGCAGUGGAAAUCGCUGGUGCUGUCGUCGAACUGGACCUUUGGCGCAUACUCGUCGUCGCUUCACAGUGGUCGUUGCCGGAUGUUUGACUUCGAGUUGUCCGGCGAAGGCAUUCCAGAGUUCGGUAACGUUACGGUGCGCUGCGACAGCUGGGAGUACGGUCGGAGCUACUACCGAAGUUCCCUGGUGCAAGAGUGGGACCUGGUGUGUGAUCGAGCAUGGACGAGAAGCCUGGUGCAGACGGCCACCAUGAGCGGAAUGCUCGUCGGCACGCUGGUGUCGUCACUGGGAGACAGGCUCGGACGACGACCCAUGGUGAUCGCUGGCUACGUGACCAGCCUCGUUGGCAGCGUCUGCGUCGCGGUGUCCCCGUGGUUCUCGCUUCUGCUGCUCUUCAGGGGCCUUCUGGGCCUCGGCUUGGGACUGGGACAGACCGCAUCUUUUUGCCUCCUGAUGGAGGUGAUCGGUCCUCAGAAGCGGACGACCACGGCCGUAGCUUUCAGCGUCGGCUUCGCCAUCGGCAUCAUCAUGCUCCCGGGCUUCGCGUGGCUACUGCAAGACUGGAGGUCCCUGCAGGGCGCCAUCAGCGUGCCCCUCCUGUUCUUCGUCGUUUGGUCUUGGUACUUGCCGGAGUCUCCGCGCUGGUUGAUUGCCACGGGAAAAAUGACUGCGGCCCGAAAGGUCAUACUGAAGGCCUGCGCUGACAACGGACAGCCAGUCGACGACAUUGACUCGGUGCUUGGGCAACUAAGGAAAAAAAUCUUGCAGCAAGAGCAAGCGGCGAAGAAGAAAGCCGGCUGCUUGGACCUUGUGAGGAGUCGGAGGGUCUUCCUCUACACCUGCAUUCUGGUCUACGCUUCUGCGGCGAGCGGCAUGAUCUUCUACGGCCUGCAGCUCUCGGUGACCAACCUAGGCGGUGACCCGUACCUGACGUUCGUCCUCGCCGCGGUCGCCGAGCUACCCGUUGUCGUCAUCUGCUACGCGGCCAUCCGGUGGUGCCGCAGGCGCUGGACCAUGCUCGCCGUGUACGGCAUCGCUGGAGCAUGCGCAAUCAGCGUCGCCGUACUGCCGCCAGAGUGGGUGGUGCCUCGCCAGAUGUGCGCCAUCGGUGGGAAGAUGCUGGCCUCUGCCUCGCUGACGCUGGUGUGGAUCUUCGCGGCCGAAGUGUUCCCGACGUUGUACCGGACGGUCGGAGUCAGCGCCUGCCUGGUGGGCACCCGGGUCGGCUCUUCUACGGCCCCGUUUCUGUUGGAACUGAGAACCUACCUGACUGACUCAAUCCCCAUGGCCACUCUGGCAGCCAUUUCUGUUCUCGCCUCAUCGCUGAUGCUCUUGCUGCCGGAGACGCUACGGGUUGCGCUGCCGGACACGAUACGCGAGUCCAAACAGCUGGGGAAUUCGAGGAAAGCGGAUAAGGACUUCUCCUCUAAGGACACUACGAUCGACUCGAAACUUCAACUUGCGGGGACUGAACCAACCGCACUCGACAACGACGUCAAGCGCUGAACUACCUCACACCAUGUGCAUCCAUCGCCAGGAAUUCGCUAUGAGAAUGCCUGCAAUGGCGAUAACCACGAUGGGCUGGUUCGACUGCCUUGUUGAGGCGCCCGCAUUCACCUGAAGGUUGAAUGCGAAAUGAUGAACGUUAAAGAAAACGUCAACUGCCCAAGGAUGCCACGAAGAACAAACCAUGACUCCCUGCUUCUUUUUCUUAAUCUAUUGUUUUACCGUUGCCAUGACAGCUCACCGAUGACGAUUUUCGGCGCUUCUUAGGGAGGUACAAAGUUGACAGUCACUUUAGCAUACGCUAAAGAGGAUGAAGGCGAAAGCCUGCCCGCUCACUUGACGUUCAUUACUUUACCUGACAUUUUCAUUCUAAUGCGUUGUUACUUCCUGUUGCUUUCUCCCACCGAAGGUAGGGGGUUCGAGUGCCUUAAUUAGCUCUGUCAUAAUUAAGUAUGUCUUAAUUACCCCACCCUAAUUAACACCAAAGGUCGUGGGUUCGAGUACCGUAUUCACUCUACCUUUAUUAACUGUACCUUAAUUAACCUUGCCUUAGUUAAUCCCACAGGUAAUGUUGAAGCUUGUUCUUCGUCUCGCCUUCACGCUUUAAUUCUUAUAAAGAAAUUGAUGGCCGCCUAAUUUGCCCUAAUUAACACCGAAGGUCGUGGGUUCAACUCCCAUCAAAGAUCCAGGGUUUUACUCGCUCCAAAUGUCGGGGGUUUCAAUUAAAUUCGGCUUAACACCACAGGUACUGGGUUCGACUUUCACGAAAGGGCGAGAGUUGGACUCCCUGUUAAUUUUGGUGCCACACCGCUAGACGGCGUAACGCCGGACAUCUAAUUUUUCGCCCCACGAAUCGUCCAAAGCUUUCGCCUUAAAAUAGAAAGUAAAUGGAAUUGAUGACAACUACCAGCAAAAAAAUUUCCAGUAUCAUUAUUGAGACACUAUUGUCAUCGUGUUUUCUGGGGCUGGUUUCCGUCGACUAUUGUCAUCGUGGUUUCUGUCAACUGGUUUCUGGGGCUACUGAUGGCGUUAACAUGUAUUCCUAAUGCACAAUAGCUCGGGAAGGGACAGGAAAGUCUGAUGGAGUGAUUACCCUAUACUCAAAACAGGAAGAACGAGGUGUUUGUACGAGCUCAACUUAUAGGGUAGGCAUGACAGCUUUUCGACAAUCAUCGUGAGAUGAAAAUUCAUUGCAGUAAUAGGUUCGAACGCUCACCUUUCUUACUACCUAUAAGGGAAUGUUCGUUUCUAAGAACUGCGUGUAGACGAGCGCGAGACCUACGCAGACCUUAAGGUCAAAACCAGAACCUGCACAGCGAACCUGCAUAGCUAAAGAUGAAAGCGAACGCGGAGCGCAGCGGUGGAUGAAAGACGCGAGGAGGAAAGCUGAGGAGGAGGAUGUGGCGAAAGGGUGAGAAAAAAAGCGUAGUGCGGCGGUGAUGGCUACGAGAUGGCGCUAGAGUAGCGCGCGUCGUCUGAGAGGUCUGUUGGCAACGGCUGCUGUGAUUCGCACCCACGCGUCAACCACGCGCUUCCUCUCGCGAUCUCCCGAUUAGCGAGGCUGUCGCGCCACACUUUCGCUCCAUCUGCAACGCGCCGCACGAGGCAGAUUGUCCGCGUCAGCUAAUAUAUCGCGACUUGAAAACACGUAUAAACCUGCGCUCAAAUUUCACACUAGAAUGGAUCGUAAUCUUCGGUGAAUUUUUGGGGGGCAGGCCUUCGUGCGUGGUUACAAUGGUCUGCCGGGCGUAAUAAAAAAAGAAAGAAGUCAUCACGAACGUCCACGCGACAGGAACUCGCGUACAGUUAACGACAACACUGAAGCCGUCAAAGGUGCGCUUGGGGCAUUCUUUCCAAAAGGUGCUAUUCCAGGAAUAUGUUCCGGUGAAGAAAAGCAAAACGCAACUGAGAAACAUAAUUUAGUGCUCAUAUCUAUCUAUCUAUCUAUCUAUCUAUCUAUCUAUCUAUCUAUCUAUCUAUCUAUCUAUCUAUCUAUCUAUCUAUCUAUCUAUCUAUCUAUCUAUCUAUCAUGUAAGUGCACCAAGUGUCAGUAUUUGCGUCGGUGCGAUCAAUUGCUUCUGCUGCUUGUCCCACCGCUCUUUGGUAUUUGCGGAUCUCUAGUGGCUGUAAUCGAAUCCUCCUGACCGUCUAAGGAACCCGCUUCUAGAAUGGUGUCGGUACUGUUUUUCCUUUAUAUAUUUUUUCGUUCGUUUAUGUUUUUAUUUUGUUUCAUCUCAUAUAGGCUAAGAAACGCUUGCGUAUCCAGAGGUAGAGAAAAAAAUUGAAGUCAUCGAGCUAUCAACGGGAAGCCCAUUCUAUCAUUGCGGAGCGAUCUCGCGGGUAUGCUGGUGCAGCAAAUCGAUUACCUCAUGCAGUUGACUCAUCGCUUCCUGAUGUCAUAGCAUCGGCAGUAGAGAGGUCAACGCAGAUUGGCAAUGGAAAAUCUAUUUGUGAGCCUAUCGGAGUCAUUAGCCCAAAUGGUUACCACCCAAAUUACUCAACUCCUUCGGGUGGUUGCCCGCCCAACCACGGCCUCUAAACUUCUAGCGCCUUCAAAUGCGAAUGAUGCAAAAACAUCCACCAACCCAGGCCGUUCAAAGCAUCGACCUAACGAGACCUCUCCUGUGUAUCAUGCGGCACAGGAAUCAGAUUGGAGCUCAGAUUGUGGCUCGCAGGAGACGCACAUGGAGAUUGACUCCCGUGCUCUUAAACGCCACUCAUCUCCUGUAGCUCAGGGAUCUACAAUGACACAUAACAUGAAGACUAAAAAGUACCAGAAGGCGAAUAGCUCUAAAAAAUAUUUUUUUAAACAUAGCAUCAUCGACAAGGCAGUUUCUGCUGCCGGUUUUAGCACAACAUAGGUACGCUGAAAGUAUUACAGUGGCAUUGCCGUUCCAUUCCUGCUGCUAUUGACUUAUGUAACCUCUGUAGCCAACACUCACCUUAUAUCAUUGCAUUGCAAGAAACCUGGUUAUCAGCAGAAAAGGCAUUUCAUCUAAAAAAUUACCGUACAUUACCAUUGUCUUAGCAAUUGGAGAGAAUAUAAGUUCGCGGCAGCAACAAAUAAAAGACAGUUGCAAAUUGGAAACACAAAUUGGAUUGUGAAUACUUCGAAUUUAUUUCAAAGGCCACCACAAAGAAAGCACUUUUUCAAUUUCUGAGAAAAAUAAACGUCAACUCUGUGGUUCCAACAUCCUGCGAAUUGGCAAAAUUACAGGAAGAUACUGCUUAAGGUCUAGAAUAUCGCUUUAAGUCGAUUUUGGCCAAUCACGCUUCGCCGCCUACCCAUGGUCGAAAACGUACCUUCGGAAAAGUUACGAUUUCGGAGCUAGAAAAUGUAUUAAGCCAGCUGCCUAAUUCAGCGCCAAGCACUAAUGACAUUACUACGGCAAUAAUAAAAACUUUAUUUAAGAUAUCA